AUGUCGACCGAGAAAGAAUACGGUCUUAUAGGUCCAUUCAAGUCAAUACCGAAGGAACAAAUAUACUGCACUCACAUACAUGACAAAAAUCCUUUUGGGGUAUUCAUCAACGGAGAAAGCCCUCAUGAAUCGUCUUUUUCACUUCUGUUAUUAGAGCUCUCGCUAGUCCUCGUCGUUACCCACGUUAUUCGUCACCUUCUCAAACCUCUCAAACAACCUCGCGUUAUCUCUGAGAUACUCGGAGGCAUAGUUGUUGGACCAUCGUGCUUAGGCCGAAGCAAGAAGUUCAUGAAUUGGAUGUUCCCAGGCCAAUCUGCAUUCAUAUUUAGGAAUCUUGGUUCAUUUGCUUUCAUGUAUUUCAUGUUCUUGUCUGGGGUGAAGAUGGACCUCCUCACAAUAAAAAGAGCAACAAAAAAACAAUGGCAUAUCGCAAUAUUUGGCAUGGUUAUACCUGUAGGAGCAACGCUGGCAGUUGCAUUGCUUGUCAGAAAUUCUUUAGAAGGUGAAAUGAAGAAAAUUUCUUCCAUUUGGGGAGUCGGUGCAUCUCUAGCCAUAACAUCCUUCCCUGUUCUCCACAGUAUUAUUCGAGAACUCAACCUUUUGAGCUCUGAUAUAGGACGAAUGGCAUUAGCUACGGCUGUUAUUGGAGACGUGGUUGGAAUCAAUGGAGUUGUCGCAUUUGAGGCUGCUAAACAAGGUGAAGGGCGACCAUUAGCCCCGAUUGGAUACAUAUUAUCAAUGAUCAUCAUGUCAAUAACUAUAUUUGGAGGAACUCGAAUGUUGAUGUUUUGGAUCAUUAAAGUGACACCAGAAGGCAAACCAGUCGAGCAAUUUUACAUAGUGUCAAUCUUGACAGGUGUUUUAGUUUCAGCAUUCUUAAGCGAUAUGCUUGGGGUCGCAUUGGUCAAUGGUCCGUUUUGGUUGGGGUUGGCGGUACCUGAUGGUCCGCCUUUAGGAGCCACUUUGGUCCAAAAAUGUGAGUCGUUUAUUUCAGAGAUUUUGAUGCCAUUUGCGUAUGCAAAUGUGGGCUUGAUGACAGAUGUGUUUGCCAUGACUGCUCAUUGGUCAAAAUUGCAGCCUUUGUUUCUUGUUGCAUUGACGGGAUAUUUGACUAAACUUGUGUCAACAUUGUUCAUCACUCGUUUCUUUGAGAUUCCCUUAAGAGAUGGGAUCACCUUGAGCUUGAUAAUGGGACUGAGAGGUGAAGUCGAGCUCUUGUUGUUUAUACACUGGCUGGACUUCCAGAUGAUCGGAAUUCCGCAGUUUACGAUGUUUGUACUCUUGACCAUGGUUAUAACUGGGGUAGCAACACCCUUGAUCAGCAUAGCUUAUAAUCCGAAUCGGCCCUACAUGAUUAAUAAACGACGAAACAUCCAACACACUCCGCCGAACACGGAACUCCGCAUCCUCGUUUGCUUCCUCGAAGAAGAAAGCGUUCCUGGAUUAACCUAUCUCCUAGAUGCUUUUAACCCAACAGUACAUAGUCCUUUCAUGGUUUAUGCGCUUCACCUUGUCGAGCUCGUGGGCCGAGCUGCUCCGGUGUUCAUUAAUCAUUCCGAGGAAGAUAACGACCAUCAUGAAAAGAGCGAUAUGGAUGACACUGGAACCACACAUAAAGCCUUUCAUGGUAUCCAAGAAACCAGAAGUGAUGUUAUUAAGAUUCACUCAUUUACAUCUGUGGCACCUAAUAGAAGCAUGUACCAAGAUGUUUGUGAACUUGCUUUGGAUAAGAAAUCCUCGUUGAUAAUAUUACCUUUUAAUACAUCUCCAUUAAGAGGCUUGGCUGGGACCGAUAUGAUUCAAAACAAUGUGAGAUCAUUGAACUACACUGUGUUGGACCAUGCACCCUGCUCGGUGGCGGUUCUAGUCGAUAAAGGCGAUUUUAGAGCUUCGGUUGGGAACCUACGAGUUUCUGUGACCAACCUGCAGUACCAUUUUGCGAUGCUUUUUUUGGGUGGGUCAGAUGCAAGGGAAGCACUGGCGUGUGCGGAUAGGAUGGCUGGGAACCCGAAUGCUUCACUUACUGUCAUACGGUUUCUUGCAUAUAACGGUGAAGGAGAUGAUGAAAUGGAAAAGAAGCUUGAUGAUGGGUUGGUGACGGCUUUCUGGGUGAAAUAUGAGGGGAAUGAGCAAGUGGCGUAUCGGGAGGUCGUGGUAAGGAAUGGAGAAGAGACAGUGGCCGCUAUAAGAGCGAUGAACAGCGAGUAUUAUGAUCUUUGGAUUGUAGGGAGAAAGCUCGGAAUUAAUCCAGUUCUGAUUGAAGGUUUGUCAAGUUGGAGCGAAAGUCAGGAGUUAGGGGUGAUAGGUGACUAUGUGGCAUCGGUUGAUUUAGGAAGCUCGGCUUCGGUGUUGGUAGUGCAACAACAAGUUUUACGAGAUAAAGAGAGCAAAUCGGGUGGGUUACGAGGCCGAAUCUCAAGAUACUUUAGUGAUUGUGUAUGGUUUUGA
Messenger RNA from Cynara cardunculus var. scolymus (artichoke), 2448 nucleotides. Its product is annotated as cation/H(+) antiporter 24-like. The record is from RefSeq and is a predicted model, not a curated record. Lineage: Eukaryota; Viridiplantae; Streptophyta; Magnoliopsida; Asterales; Asteraceae. The transcript is spliced from 3 exons. Gene Ontology annotation, molecular function: antiporter activity. Gene Ontology annotation, cellular component: membrane; endomembrane system. Gene Ontology annotation, biological process: regulation of pH; proton transmembrane transport. Bases 1 to 2448 code for a protein of 815 amino acids.